Molecule: messenger RNA, 1081 nt
Organism: Hyalella azteca
Lineage: Eukaryota; Metazoa; Arthropoda; Malacostraca; Amphipoda; Hyalellidae
Product: L-xylulose reductase
Exons: 2
Coding region: 274-1035 (253 amino acids)
Biological process (GO): glucose metabolic process; xylulose metabolic process
Molecular function (GO): carbonyl reductase (NADPH) activity; L-xylulose reductase (NADPH) activity
Source: RefSeq, a predicted model, not a curated record
UACCUAGGUAGUUGUCUCAUUGCCGAGCAUUCUUUGUUGGUCGCUUUAAUUUAAAGCAAAUAUUAAUGGCAGGUAGUGUUGUUAAAUUAAAUCGGCCGUUGCUGCAAAGAAAAAUUUAUGAGAAGCUAAAAUUGUUUUCAUUUUAUUGCGUAACAGGCUAUCUUUAAUUCGCUUUAAAGACAACAUGAACAUCGGUGUCCUUAAUUCGCUUUAAAGACAACAUGAACAUCGGUGUCCUUAAUCAGAAGCGAACGUCAAGAAACCUCUACCAUCAUGAACGUCCUGUCGGUCGAUUUUACGGGCAAGAGAGCACUGGUGACGGGUGCUGGCGCUGGCAUCGGAAGGGCAACAGCAUUAAGGCUGGUGGAGCUCGGGGCCGAAGUGUACGCGUUGAGUAAGACUCAAUCGAAGCUGGAUAGUCUUAGAGAAGAAAAUCCUUCUAUCAAAGCCAUCUGUGUGGAUUUGGCAGACUGGGAAGCAACGCGAAAAGCCGUGAUGGAAGUAACACCCAUUCAUCUCUUGGUGAACAACGCGGCAAGAAUCGAGUUUGGGCCAAUAUUGACUGUCAGCAUGGAGGAAGUUGAUAAAACCAUGGACAUAAACGUGAAGGGAGUUCUAAACGUGGUGCAAGUCGUUGCUUCAGACCUCAUCUCGAGGGGACAAAAAGGAAACAUUGUUAAUGUUUCGUCUACUCUUGGGCAUAAACCGGCGGCACAAACGGCUACUUAUGCAGCUUCCAAAGCUGCGGUAGAAUCUCUUACGAAGUCCAUGGCUCUGGAGCUGUCAUCCAAAGGCAUCCGAGUCAAUGCACUCAGUCCCACUCUCGUCAUGGAUACUUCAUCUGGUGAGAUGUAUUUUGGACAACAGAAGGAUGUGGAGUGUAGCGAGACUUCACUAUUGAUGGCCCGCACGCCUCAAGGCAAAUUGCCUUACAGGAAUGACAUAGUUAAUGGUGUAGUCUACCUUCUGAGCGAUUGUAGUGACUUCGUCAAUGGACAUUCAUUGCCCGUAGAUGGAGGUUACUUGUGCUGCUAGUUGAUUCUUGUACUCCACUACUAAAAUACAAAAGUACUUGACUCAG